UAGAAAACUGAAAGGGCCAGUGACCCAUGAUUCAAGUGUCUGAGGGGAGCCUCUUUCUUCCUCAGCAUUAAUUAACUCAAGUUCGUUAGGACAUUGAGUCUGCUGGACAGGUUUCUCUUGUGCGGACUAAAUCGGGUCAGAGAGGGAAAAUUGUACCAAGCAAACACUUUGUGUUGGGGCAGAAGAAUGCAGAGAGAAAACAGAGCGAUAUCAUUAUUACAUGGCUGCAUAUUUGCAUGUGUGGGGUUUCCUAGAGAUAUAUUUGUAUGGGACGUCUGUAUCGUAAGGACAGGCAAACCCGUGACGCCUCAUUCGGAAGGGUUGGAACUGGACUCUGGCUUUGAGCAGCAUUGGGUCUGUUGGGGAAGCCGAGGGUGAAGCAAACGGGGAGAGACACUGAAGGAAGGAAGGAAGGAAAGAAAGAAAGGAAGAAAGAAAGGAAGAAGCUCUCCUCACAGUCUGCGCCAGCCCAGCUCUGGGAGGGCAUUUUUUGCACUAAUGGCUCAGGCUGUUGAGAAAAAAGAUUUGUUUGCUUUUAAUCUGCAUUGUGGCUGGGGGAGUCCACAGCUUCUGGGUGUAUGCAGGGCGGGGAAACGGGGGCAAAAUAAUUCCAGCUCUGAGCCCCCCGCAAGGUGGUAGAAGAGAUUGGCGGACUCCCUCGAAACUACCUCCGCAGCACGUAAGGGGCAGAUAUCCUGCUGCUGCAGAACUGAGCAGGAAUAAACCCCCUUGGUUAGUCAAGGUGUCACCCCCCCCUCCAAAAAGUUGUGCCCCAGUUUCUUAAAAGCUCCCCCAUCACUGCAAGUGCAAGCCACAGGCCAAGGCAGCCCAGGUCUUGCUCGCCCUGCAGGGAGACGAAAUUUAUGUGCUAUUCAUUCACCGGGGCAAUAGUUUGCCAGGGUGCCAGUGACUGUUUCUAUGGCAACACCGAGAAAGCUUGACAUGCUGCUGCUGAAAAAGAGAGACCCAAAAUGAAAAGAGUGUGUGUGUCGGGGGGGGGGGGGAAGGGGGGGAGGAGAUAAGAUCAGGAGUCGGAAAGUUUGACUUGGAGUUAUUAAAACUCAUAAACUAUCUCCCAGGCUUUGGAGAACCCCCCCGCAACCCCCCAGCUGGGAAGAAGCAGGCGUCGGGAGUUUGCUCGCUGUAACCCGGCCGGUGUGGGUGGGUUUAAAAAUGACCCCCUCUUUUGGGAGGGCGAAUUGAAAAAAAUCCUAUUUAGUAAAAAGAUUCCAAGUCCCGCAGGUGUGGGUCGCGCGGGAUGAGCUUGGCUGGGGGCGGCAGAGAAAGAAAUGCUGCCACCCCCCUCCCCGAGUGUCUCUGCAUGUUGGGGGACCAGGGCGCAUUCCCCGCUGGGUGGGAUGUCCAGCCAGUUGGGCGCAGUCCCACGGCCAGUUCUAGCUGGGCAUUUGGGCUAUUUUCCCUCCCUGGAUCUUGGCCUUCCUUUUCCCCUCAUCCUUUCUUCCCCUCGCUGCAAGUUCCUGCUUUCCUCUCUGUCUCCUUCCCAGGCCUUCUCUUCCCCCCUAAAUCCCUCUGCCAAGCCGUCCGUCUUUUCUAGUCUCUUCUGCUCUACUUCUUUCUUUCUCCGAGAGAGGCAUUUCUAAUAAUCCGCCCUCUUUGCGGCUGUCGCUACCAGCUGCGGGUGCCAGGGCACGGAACCCAGAAAGACCGAACCCUCGGCCCGCCGCACCGACCGCUCGAGAACGCUGCCUGGCAUCGGUGUAUUGACCCCUCUCAACCCGGGGGGGGGGUACCUCGUACACACCCAAUGGAAAUAUAGCCUCCCCUCGGGCGCAGCUGUGCAUGGCAGAGGCUCGGCUCAGCCGUAGACCCGCAGUUCAUGUGUUGUCAGAGAUGUUUGGGGAGUUGUGCCGUAGAAGGGGGUGGAGGUUGUGCUUAGAUCGAGGACCCGCAGGGGGUUGGCAUCCAGUCCAGUAUCUCUGCCCUCUUUCCUCUGCCACCCUCCCUUUAGAGACUCCAGUAACGGUGCUGUGCCCUAGUGAGGCUGCCGUGUUUCACGUUGUUACUGCCAUCCACGGGGGUAUUUUACUAAGGGCAACCCACCCCUGUUAGACGACGGAGCACUGCAAGGCCCGACAGGACAGGGUGAGAUACAGCAGUCGUCGCCGUGGAGGAGAAAGCACCCGACAGCCCAGCGGCGGAGGGGUGUUUGCCUGUGGAACGGCCGCGGACUUUGCGCUGAGCAGGCCUCUUCCUGGGGCACGGCGGACUGGGGCUGUCAUGUACCUGAGUCCCCUUUUUUUUUUCUUUUUUAAACUCACAAGGGUGGCCCCAGGCCAGGCCCACAGAUGCCAACCGAUGCCCGCCCGGGCCCAUUCCCGAGGGGCGCUCGGAGCAGGAGUCAAACUGACACGAGCCCACUAGAGCGGGCGGUCAUUGGAGGCGAGCAAGCACCCUUAGAGAAAGAGUCUUCUUUUCUCGUUCUCUCUCUCCAGCUUUGCUCUGUUUUUCCUGUUCCUUUUCUCCCCCUCCCUUGCCACUUUCUCGUCUUCUCUCCAUUGAUUUCUGUUCCAUUUUCUCUUUCAUCCCUUGGUUUUCUCCUUCUCUCUGUCCCCCCCCCCACCCCCUUCUAACUUUCUAUUUCCAUUUUCCUUCUUUGGCCUCUGCUUUCUCUUUUCCUCCCCCCUGGCUGUUUAAUUUCCAUUCGAUAUUCCCCCACAAAGCCCCGACGGCUGCCAGCAGCUCCUUUCUCUCGUUUGCUGGGUGCUUUUACACUCAGACUGGGCGUUAAUUACACGUUGACUCUGUAUGUGUGUGUGUGUGUGUGUGUUUUAGAUUUAAACUGUUGUUGUAUUUUCCUUACGGAAACCAUCCCCGAUCCGGGGAAGGAUCCCUGCUCUGAGUAGCUAGGAACCAGUAAAUCCCCUGCCGUAAGUGAAAGCUCUGGAUUAGGGUCUAAACCCUGGUGACUUGAACUUGGAAUAGUUUCUGCUUGCAGAAAAUCGUUCGUUCUUUUUUUUUCUUCUUCUUCUUCCUCUUUCGCUUUCACUUUUUUCUUCUCUCUUUUUUCUCUCUUUCUUCGCUCUCCCUUUUCUUUGCAACUUCCACACUCACCCCCCUCCCCCUCUGGACUCAGCUUUCCUGCCUCCAUGGCACCAGUCCACAUCCUCCCCCUUCAUCUCUCCGAUGGAGGAGAGCGGGCAGGCACAGCCUGCUCGGGAGCUGGAAAGCUGGCAGCGGGGCCUGGGCCUGCCUGCGGGCGUCGGGGAUAGAGCCACGGCGGGUUAGCCAGCGUGCCUGCUCUACCUGUCAGCGGAGCUCUGCCAGGCCAGCGGGCGGAGGUCUCUCCGCGGGCUGGGGAUGCUGCGGUACUACGGCGACGGCGGCCGUGAUGAAUUCCACCCUUUCAUCGAAGCUCUCCUCCCUCAUGUGCGUGCCUUCUCCUACACAUGGUUCAACCUGCAAGCUCGGAAGCGAAAGUACUUCAAGAAGCACGAGAAGCGGAUGUCCAAGGAUGAGGAGCGUGCCGUGAAGGAUGAGCUGUUGGGGGAAAAACCAGAGAUCAAGCAGAAAUGGGCAUCGAGGCUACUGGCCAAACUCCGCAAAGACAUCCGCCCCGAGUUCCGGGAGGAUUUCGUCCUGACCAUCACCGGUAAGAAAGCCCCGUGCUGCGUCCUCUCCAACCCGGACCAGAAGGGCAAAAUCCGCAGGAUUGACUGUCUGAGGCAGGCCGACAAGGUUUGGAGACUGGAUCUUGUAAUGGUCAUCUUAUUCAAAGGGAUCCCGCUCGAAAGUACUGACGGGGAGCGGUUGUACAAAUCACCACAGUGCUCCAACCCAGGCCUCUGCGUCCAGCCGCACCACAUUGGAGUCACAAUUAAAGAACUGGAUCUUUACUUGGCGUAUUUUGUUCACACUCCUGAAUCCGGACAAUCAGACAGUUCAAACCAGCAAGGAGAUGUGGACAUCAAACCACUGCCCAACGGGCAUUUGACUUUCCAGGACUGUUUUGUGACGUCGGGCGUCUGGAACGUGACGGAGCUGGUCCGAGUCUCCCAGACUCCCGUGGCCACGGCAUCAGGUCCCAACUUCUCCCUGGCAGAUCUGGAGAGCCCCAGUUACUACAACAUCAACCAGGUGACUCUGGGCCGGCGGUCCAUAACGUCACCUCCUUCCACCAGCUCCACCAAGCGCCCCAAGUCGCUGGAUGACAGCGAGAUGGAGAGUCCCGUGGACGAGGUCUUCUACCCCGGGACGGGGCGCUCGCCCGCCGCCGGCAGCAGCCAGUCCAGCGGCUGGCCCAACGAUGUGGACGCAGGACCGGCUUCCCUAAAGAAGUCAGGGAAGCUGGAUUUCUGCAGCGCCCUCUCCACCCACACCACCUCCCCAAGAAUGGCUUUCAGCCACCACCCGCUGCCGGUCCUUGCAGGAGUCAGACCAGGAAGCCCCCGGGCAACAGCCUCGGCCCUGCACUUCCCGUCGACCUCCAUCAUCCAGCAGUCCAGCCCCUACUUCACCCACCCGACCAUCCGCUACCACCACCACCACGGCCAGGACUCGCUCAAGGAGUUCGUGCAGUUCGUCUGCUCCGAUGGGUCGGGCCAGGGCACCGGGCAGCCUAACGCUAGCGGCCAGGGCAAAGUCACGGGCUCAUUUUUGCUGCCGCCGCCCCCACCUGUGGCCAGACCUGUGCCCCUUCCAAUGCCUGACACAAAAUCCACCAGCACUAACCCAGAGGGCGGAGCGCCGACACCUACAUCACCCUCAUUCGCAGCGCCAGGCUCCUCCGCUGCCAACCGGUUUGUCGGCAUCGGACCCCGGGACGGCAACUUUCUAAACAUCCCCCAGCAGUCUCAGUCUUGGUUCCUCUGAUGGGAUCUUCAAGAAAGAGACGAGAAAUCUCUCCCUAAAGCCCCCCCAUGGAAGCGUCCGUCCUUCGCCCUGGAUCUUCACUGAGCUGCUCCUGUCGAGACCAGGGGGGGUGCCCAGCUCACACUACCGAUGAGAAAAGUCCAAUCCCCUCCUCCCAGCCCCGAUCCAGAGCCAAUUGGAAUCGACGUGGACGAGGUUGGUCCUCUCCGAUGCGGAAUCCCCGCGCCACCCUUGGGAAGUAACGUCACAAACAGCAAAGCCCAGCGGCCCCGCAGCGAUCGCCACAGGUCGGCUGCUCCGGAACAGCGCCUCUCCCCUGUUCCUGGGGCAGCCCCGGACGCGCCCGGUUUGAAAUCUCCCGAAAACCACCCAGAGUGCUUAUGUUUGCCAGGAGAGAGGGGGAAGUGCUGGGAUCUUCCCAGAGCUGCAAGUGACUUAGGAUGGCAGGUCGGGGCAACGUCCAACAGCCCAGGGCACGGUCUGUCCUCACAGGGCGUCCAGACUGCAGCCACGCCGUGUGAUUGCACCUCGCAUAGGCCGACCCGAGCUAACAGUCAGGUGCCGGGAAGCUGCAGCAGUGUGGGCGAGCCCCGGGUAAUUACCCAGCCGCGGCAUCCCGCUUUGGCACCCGCAAUAGCUCGGCUGAAGCCGGGUGUGUCUGCAUGAGGUGCAGCCCCGCCGGGACCUCCCUGCCGGCACUGGUUCGGCUCCUGGGGUGAACAGAGCACGAACGGAACUGACUGGCCUGUCCCACAAACAUAUAUGCGAGUUCAAAAUUUUUUCCUGUCUCAAAUUGGGGUGAAAAAUGGAAAUCUCAAAAAUAUUCGCCAGCCGGAAACCUGACGAGUUUUUUGUUGGGGGUCAGUUGAAAUAUUUUGUUUUUUCCAUUUGGGCCUUUUUUUGUGGGGUUUUAACCGUAUUUUUUUGGGUCAAAUAAGCUUAAAGUCUGGUCGAACCAGAAAACUGGAUGUUUGUUCCCGAUCAGGAGACGCAGCCGACCUGCCCGUUCUGGGAACGGUUCCAUUUUGGCAAAGCUGCGAUUUCCAAGGAAAAAAUGAUUUGUCACAGACUCCCGGCCAGCGCUGGGCGAUGGGAAAUCGGUGCCUUUUUCACGUCAGUGAUCUUAACCGGCCCUGUCACUGUUUCACUUGCCUCGUCUGCAUGAGAAAGCAACACUGGUUUAACUUCACCUGCUUUAAAGCCACAACUCAAGGGGUGAAUUUAAACCGGUUUAAAGGGCCUACUGUGAACCGGGCCGAUAGAAGUGGUUUGACAUUGAUGUAAGUGUUUCCACACAGGUUCCAUCAAACCGGUUUAACUAAAGUCAGGCCAGUUUUGCAGGGAACAAACUUUGCGCAUCCAAGUCACGUUGGCGCUCUGGAAAUCAUCCCUCUGUGCCCAGCAAUGAGCCACCUUCCCGGUUCAAUUCGGUACGCUCGGGCCGGGGAUAGGCUGCUGACCAAGGAGCCCCAGGGUUGGGUCCCGUCCGUCUUCAUCCUGGGGCAGCCAGAUUCUCCAGGGUGCCCGGGAAGAUCCAGCCCUGGCGGGGUGUUUGCUGCGAGCCCUGAAGAAACGCAGCCAGGAAGGCUACAAAACUUCCAAGCUUCCUCCUGGCUGCCCUGCCCCUACCUCGGCUGGCUCCGGCUGGCCCUCGGGCUGCGUCCACAGCCCUCCCCCCGCCGCAGGGCAGCUUGGGACCUUAGCCCAGCACAGCCUGCAGAGACCGGCUCUCGGAGCUGAGCGGUGCCGCUGAGGAUGCUGGGAGUUUACCCAGGAUGCUCGGCGGCCGAGGGACUGAGGUUGGCUCCCAGCACAUAAGCUCCUUUUCCCCCAAACAUAAGCGCCGGAGAUUGUCCCCCCUCAUUCCCGCCGUACGGGGCAUCGUGAGGAAGGCUAAGCAGAGAUGCUCCCGGCUGCAGGGGCAGAGGGGGCCGCACGCGCUCCCUUCCCAGCCCCCCCGUCAGCCUCUCGCUCGAGAGCCCCCCCAGGCUGAUGAAAUGGGAUUCUGCCUGGGGGGGAACAGUUAGAUUACAUUAGAGAAGAGGGCAUCUAGUCUCCUUCCCAGCUCUCCCAGUGGCUCCCAGCAUGGCCCCGCCUUUCCCCCCCACAAUGGGGCUCUCUCCAGCCCUGCAAGUGCAGCGUUGGGGGGGGUCCCUUUGCUAACACCCCCCCCCAAGGAAAUCAGCUUCACCUGAGGAUGCCCACCAGUGCUGCCAAUCCCCGGACGUGGCUGCCCCCCUCCCUUUCCGAAUGCCCCCCCCCGGCGAAAGUGCUGGGGGUGCCGCGGCAGCUGGCUUGGGCCGGGGCGGGGGCGUCUGUGAGGUUUGACUAGGUCGCGUCUAAGCUAGCUCAGCUGAUGGCUAUUUUCUUUCCCCGUCUCCCCACCGCGAUCUGUUCUCGCUUCCUUCCUUCGGAUUUGCUGCUUGGUGGUUGGUUUUUUCGUUUUAAAUAGUUGGAUCCUUUCUCUUUUCUCCUCCUUCCUUUCUUCCUUCGUCGUAGCUUGGUGGUUAUUUUAGGGUUUGGGGCUUUCUGUACAUACAGGCGAUCAAACGAACUAGGGCCAGAGUAACAAACGCGCCACGCCCCAGCCAGCACUCACUCGAGACGCGCGCUCAGAGCCGUCGGGAAAGCUCUGGCCGGAGUCCGUAGGUCUCAAGCCGGAGAGAUGCGGGUACGUUUUGGUGCGGCUUUGCUGCAGGGCCAUGGGAAAGGUUUGGUUUUCCUGCUGGUCCAGAGCACACAGAGUCGUUGCAGUCACCCAGCCCGCCACACGCACUGUCUGUUUCGCUUCCGAAAAUCCAUUUGAAAACUGUCUCUCUCCAUCUCGUACCCACCUUUGAAUCAUCGACAUGGUCGUCUUUAUCUUUAUAUUUUUUAGAGACACAGGGACCCACCUCUCCACCCCGUUAUCGGGCCCAGGGCCUGCGAUGCUGAAAUGCAGCCACCUCUGGGGUGGGGCGGGCGGCUGUUGGUAACAGCAGCACUGUAGGGUAGUUUUAGGACCGGAAGUGGGGAUGGGGGAAUCCUGUAGCUGGAUGAAACCCCCAGGAAGGGGGUGGGAGUUAGGGAGGUCAGAUUGGGGUCACCUGAGCUGGAGUUUGGCCCGGAUGCCAGGGUUCAGAUCUUGAGUCUUGCAACAACAAAAAAGCCCUAGCAGUGGUAAAAGUCCCAGCAGAGUCCCUCGGGGAUUGGGGGCUACAGGGCUGUACAUGCCCCCUCCCCGCCCCCCACUUGGCCCUGUCCUGGGAUCCCCUGUCUCGGGAUCCCCUGUCUCCCUCCCGAGAGAAAAUCACAGAUCCCAUCUCUUGUGCCUCGGGAAAUGAGGGAGCCCUCGUGAGCCCAACUAAUCAGGGGCCGGCGCCUCCUCCCGCAGCACAAAUGCUGCCCCCAGCAGAAGGGUUUUUUCGGGGGGGAGGGCUGGGAAUCUGCACUCUGGAAAAUGCCGAGUUUCCGGUUCUGUUGGAAAAGCAGGGUCCAUGUGGGAAACCAGACAGCUUCAGGCUGAGGCCUCCUGCACAAUUCCCCGCCUGCCCCGGCCCCAGCUCUGGGGGCAUCAGCGGGGUGCAGGGCCCUACCCCCUCCAUCUCAUCCCCAGCAAAGCCCCUCGGCCCAUGGAGGGGCUAAAACCCCACCGGGUCCCCCGUGCCCCCGGCGCGCAGCUGCAGGACAGCUGGGCAGCGCCGGUUUGUCUGGGGGCGACUCCGUCUGCUAGACGAGGAGUGACAGGCCCUAUGAGAGCUCGAGCUCCAAGGACGGACACAGCCCACCGGGACUAGCUGGUGCCCGGGGCGAAUGCUGCAGUGCUCUGAAUGCCGAGUGCCCUCCCAGGGUGUGUGCACAGAGCAGGCCCUGCCGUGCUCUGCAAGCUGUGCCCCCCCCCCGACCCCCCCCCCAGUGAGUGCACGUCACUGGCUUGGACGCGAGCUCUCUGGGGCCUGCCUGUCUUAGCCCGAUCUCCACUGCCCUGGUGCUAAUCUGGAGUCACUCCAGAUGGGUCAUUCUGGAUUUACACCUGGGCAGCUGAGAGCAGAAUCCAGUCCCUGGCCCCAGUCCAUAGCCCUUGUUCUCAAGCAGAGCCCAAGCGCUGGGCUUGGACAGGCUGACUCCAGUCGAAGCCCCGGGGGUCCUAAGCCAGGGGCCAAACCAUUAGCAGGCGUAAAGCCUGUGGGUUCAGUGGAGCCAGUUGAGUGACACCCAUAGACACCACUGGGACCUGACCCAUUUUUUUCUUUGCACACUGGGCCCCCUCCCGCAUUUCAGCGCCACCCGACGCUGACGCCCCAGCACCUAAGGGCGGCCUUACGCCUUCCCUUUGAGCCGAGAACUGUUCUGGGAUGGGUCAGGAAGCUCGCUGGGAAACCCCACAGGAACCCUCCCUGGCCUUCCCGGAGAGACACUGAACGUGCCACACUUAAAACCACUCCGGUGUGUUACCGUACCGCUGCCCGGGUCCCGGGGGGCUCUGCUGGGGGAGCAGUAAUUCCUAGCACUGGGUGUUUUUUGCAAAUAUUAAUCAAAGUUACCGCAAGCUACGUCCCCGGUAGCCACUCAGAACAGUCCUGUGGCAUUUGGCAGCGUUCUCCCAGGUGAGCCAGACAAAGGCAGGGUCCGGCUUGUUCUCGGGGGCCGAACGUUUGUCGGGAACAAGAAUUCAGGGUGUCACGGCUCCAGCCUUGGAACCGUUCAGCUGCCUCCAGCCACAUGUGUCUGUAAGAUCAGGGCUUUCGAGGCCGGGCCCACCACCCUUUUCGCAUUUAAAAACCCUGGCGGUUCGUAUCCGUCUGUUUCCAGCCAAGGCCCCGAUUCAGCGCUGCACAAAAGCACACGCUUCACGCUCAUGGAGUGCGUCUACCCUGCAGAAACACCCCGUAGGAGCCAGGCUGGAGCCCGGCUGUCUGCCCUGCUGUUCCUAGCUUGGUGGCAUGAGCCCGAGGGGCAUGAGCCGGGCUCCGAGACUAGCUGCUGUGGGGGGUUUUCCCAGUGUAGCCGUAGUCCCAACUCGGCACCGGCACGUCUGACAGAGGAACUAACCAGGGGUUUAGCGGGACCCUUUCAGGAGCCAGAGGUGAGCAAGGCUGGCUGCAGCAGAGUGAGACUCACUUGAGAAUGUGUUUAAAAAAUGGAAAAAAAAAAAACUUUUAAAAAAAGCUACAAAUAUAUAUAUAGGGGGCUAAAACUGAACAAAUGUUGUUUUCUUUGAGCCAGUGCAAUGACUUGCAUAGUUUUAAUAUCUUUGUAUGUUAAAGAUUGUUAAGCAGAAGAAAAAAAAUCUAUUUUUCUUGAGAUGUCCUGUUCCCGGGGACUCUAAAUACACAGGGGAGAGAAAACCCAACCUUUGUAAGUAUGGGAAAUUGUUCUUCUUCUUCUUCUUCUUCCUGUUUAUUUUUUCAUUCAUUUAUUAAUUUUUAUUUUUAUUUUUGCCUUUUUCUCGUUUCUUUUUUUUUUUUGGGGGGAGGGGGGGGGAGGCUGAAGGGAAGGUUUUUUCAAGCAAAACAGAAAAGACAUAUCUAUCUCGGUUCCAAAACCGCGGAGAGAAAAAAUGUAAAAAAAACCCCUAAAGUGAAGACACAAGGACGGCGAGAAAAGAAAAAUGAUGAAAAAAACUCAUAAAAAAGAGAAAAUUAACAAAAAAAUGAUAUAUAAAACCACAAACCCUGGUGCUUUUUACAAUAUAAAGGACAUUAAAAACCCUCUAUUAUACAUAGUUUAUGAACCAAUUAAUUGUUAUCAUAAAGCACAUUUUAGGAAACAUACAUUAUCCUUUCUUUAUGUUUAACUGAAAGGGGCAGGACGGACUGCGGUUAUCAGAGGCACCCGGCUUUUGCUGAUCUUACGGGGGGGGCAAGCGAGAGAAGUGGGGGGGGCCUGCCUUGGCCAAGGGGUCCCCCCCCCCCCAGCUGGGUGUCACACACACACCCCCCGCCAGGUGUCACACCUCCCAUGUUGAUGGGUUGAACCCCUUUGUGCUGAUUCCCCCUCCCCUCCGCCUUGGUCCCUGGAGAAACUUUAGUUGGAAUCAGGCCCGGCUCCCCCUUGCCCCCCCCUCUGCCCCCCACCCCCCAGGGAGGAUUUUUCUUUGGAGCCAAAAGCCAACUUUGAUCUCACCAGCAUUUUGUCUUGGAGCCUUUUUCAGAAAGUUGGUCGCGUUCCCCCCUUUUUCUGUUCUCCGGGGCGGGGUGGAGGGGACCCCCUCCCUUUUCCCCUGAUGGACGGGGGGGGAGACCCCAUUCCCGUCUCCCCCAGUGACAGAGAAGUGCCAUUGGAGGAAGGACCCUUUGGUUCAGGAAGGGCCAAGCUCUGCCCACGCCUUACCCGCCCGCACUGCCUGGCAGCCGACGUGCCUUCACCCCCUUGCUGGCCCGGACGGAUGGACGGACGGGGGGGGGGGGCUGAGCUGCUCAGCCGACCCCCCAGCCGUGCCCCCCAGUGCCACACGGCCACGCAAAGCAAUAAAGACCCCAGUUUCCAUCGACAAAGACAAAAGAUGCUAAUCGCCUGUGGGGGGCGUGACACAAUGGGGUCCAAACUGGAUCCUGUGCCCCCACCAUGGAAUCGUGGGGCCCAGUCCGGAUCCUGCCCGAAAUCCCAGGGCCCAAUCCGGAUCCUGCCCCACCCAAAAUGCCAGGGCCCAAUCUGGAUCCCAUCCCCCCCAAAUUGCGGGUCCUGUCCCCUCUCACCCUAAGAGCUGGGAGGGCCCAAUCCAGAUCCUGGCCCCCUCCCCGCACCCCAAAACUGCCAGGGAAAGAAGCCGAGGUGGACAUUUUCCAAAGUGGCUUCUGAUCUUUGGUUUGGUCUCCGUCUUCUCCCCCUCCCUGUCCCCCACUCUCCCCCUUUGGAAACCAGGCAUCUCAACCUGGGCCCCUGGAUGGGGGCAACACCCGCCCCCUCCCCCCCGCAAAAAAUCAGAGCGCCCCACUCCGAAACAGGCCGCUGAGUGCAUGCUCCCCCUUUGCUAGGCCGGGGUCAGCCCUUUCCACCAUCCCUCCCCCCCGACCCCAUGCUACUCCCGAGGGGUUCACCCACCACAGCCCCCACCCCCACUGCCUCUCGCUCUAGCAACCCCCCCAUUAGGCUGCAUCGCAAUGAGCCAGCUGCUCCCGCCCGUCCGUCUCUGCCCCUUCCAACAAGUUUCUUCGUAGGGUAAGAAACGCAGUAUAUCUGAGUACAGUACAGUAUAUAUAUAUAGUACUAAUGGCCUUGAGUGUGCUUCUGUCUCCGUCCCUCGGCUCGCGCCCUCCGUGCCCCCCGCCGUCCCCCCCCGCUCGCGCUAACGCGCCUUCCUUUCGCCGCCUUUGCGAAUAAAGCGUAGUUCUUCGUCUGGUUGCGUCCCUUCGCCAGUCCCCGCCACGUCUUAGCAGAGUGCAGGUUAGCCAGCCGCGCUGAUCACGUCAGUAUCGCUUCCCCCACGGAAAAAAGGCGUUUAAAAAAAAAUCGACAAAAACGACAAGAAAAAAAGACAAAAAAAAGGAUAAAUAAUAAAAUGCAAAAACCUGUUAUACCCGG
Messenger RNA from Chelonia mydas (Green sea turtle), 12333 nucleotides. It is a transcript of the gene NFIX, whose product is annotated as nuclear factor I X. The coding region runs from base 3319 to 4830 and encodes 503 amino acids. The record is from RefSeq and is a predicted model, not a curated record. NCBI's taxonomy places the organism in Eukaryota, Metazoa, Chordata, Testudines, Cheloniidae. The transcript is spliced from 12 exons. Gene Ontology annotation, biological process: regulation of transcription by RNA polymerase II. Gene Ontology annotation, cellular component: nucleus. Gene Ontology annotation, molecular function: RNA polymerase II cis-regulatory region sequence-specific DNA binding; DNA-binding transcription factor activity, RNA polymerase II-specific.